Symbiodinium necroappetens is the source of this 1416-nucleotide messenger RNA. NCBI's taxonomy places the organism in Eukaryota, Dinophyceae, Suessiales, Symbiodiniaceae. The record is from the annotation of a GenBank genome assembly.
AUGAGGUGGGGUGGUCUGCAUGGUCGCCUCUGCCUCGCAGAUGGUGCCUUGGCCGUGGAGGACGGCGAUGCGGGCGAGCUGCCAUCCCGGGCGGCUCCACCACUCCAGGAUUACUUGGACGAGCUCUUGAUGCCAGCUGCGGAUGCUGAGGACGAGGAGGAAGCGCAAGCAAAGGAAGCCAGCCGACUUGCUCUCGAGAACGCACCCUCUGCAUCUGCGGCGGAGACGUCGGCCAUUGUGCUCUAUCAGACUCCUGCGCCAAAGCCGUGGAGUUUCUGCACAUUGACGGAUCAUUUUUCUGCUGCAGAGGUUGACCAGUCGGAGGUGAGAAAGAUGUUUGCCAUCGAGGACAGCAAGCCCAACCAUCGCUUGUAUACGGAGGAAAUGCAAGUGAUUUCCCAAGUCGCCAUCGGAAACUAUCUCCUGCGCCAGCAGCAGGGUAUGGAGGUGGUGCAGAAGGCCAAGGAAGAUGAAGCGAUUCGGAAGAGGCGCGUCACCGAAGGAUCCAAGGAACAGCUUCCGGGCACGAAGCAACCACUGGCCGUCAGCCAGGCAUGGCAAGAUCACCUCGGCAAGGGCAAAGAGGCCCAGGAUGAUCCGCCAAAGCCUCGCCAGAGGAGGACCCUCUUACCCGGCAGCCUGUCAGGCGCAUCAUCGUCUUCCAGCUCGCAGCAGCCAGCGCAGAAAGGUGCGCAGCAAGGCCUUCCGUCCAGCGGCCGGCCACUCCUCAAAGAGAAGCUUCCGGGAAGACAAGGAGCCAGCUCGAAGGCCAUGGACCCCAAGUAUGUGGACGCCUUCGACUUCGAGCCGACCUUUCGCAUGCCUGAGAUGCCACUUUCUAGACGGGCCUACCGACCAAGCACUUUCGACCAAGCUAGCGAUGCUGAUAGGAGUCCUCCUGAGCCCGUGACACCCAAGCCAGGAGCUGGGCAAAGGGCUGGUCAGGCGCAGCGCAAGCGCGGGGUUCAGACUCUCUUCGUCAUUAUGGCUCUCCUCAUGGUGUUGGCUGGUUUGGGACUCGUGGUGGCGGAGCCUUCAGGAGUUGUCAACUCCACCCUGCGUGGCAAUGAGCCCCGCCACUUGGCUUCUUGCGGCGUGGCUGGGGCUGUCGACUGUGGUGUCUGCAAGUGCACCGACCGGAUCGCCUGCCAGUGGUGCGACGGCAACGGGGGACCCGCGAGCAUCGGCAGCAGCGGCCCCAGCAACAGCCCGGCACCGGCCAGCACCCACGCCUCCGGUUCCUGUCCAUCAAACCUGGUGAGCUGUGGCGUCUGCACCUGCACCACCCGGAGUGUUUGCCAGUACUGCGAUGGCUACGGUGGCCCCGCCAGGAUCAGCGUCAGCGCAAGCCAUCGCAUUUGCGGGCCCUUGGCCGCGCUUCUGGCCAUUCCAUUGGCCAUCUCUCUUCGAAAGUAG